Messenger RNA from Tripterygium wilfordii, 1659 nucleotides. RefSeq names its product cucumisin. The record is from RefSeq and is a predicted model, not a curated record. Gene Ontology annotation, molecular function: serine-type endopeptidase activity. Gene Ontology annotation, biological process: proteolysis. NCBI's taxonomy places the organism in Eukaryota, Viridiplantae, Streptophyta, Magnoliopsida, Celastrales, Celastraceae.
GGAUCCAUAGAUACCAUAGCUAAGGCAGUAUUCUACACAUUUUGAACUAUUUUUGACUGAUUUGGGGAGGAGAUGCAGCAAACUACUCUGCAAGCGCAUAUCCAAUGAUUUCCAAAUUUUGCGUAGCUGGAGCAAUGAAUUCAUACAAACUCCAGGGAAGAAUUGUUUUUUGUGAAACCUUAACAGAUGGUUCCGCAGUUUUAAUGGCUAAUGGAUUGGGCAUCAUCAUGGCCGACUCAACUAUAGCUGACAGUGCUUACAAUUUCCCCUUGCCGGCAUCAGUAAUCAGUAGAGAAGAAGGUCAUGCAAUAUUAGACUACAUCAGAUCAACAGAGUAAAGAACCCUCCAUAGCUUUCUUUCCAAAUAUACAGCCAGCUUGUUCUGUCAUUAACUAAAAAAUGUGAACUUCUUCAGUAACCCGAUCGCGACAAUUCUAACUGGUGAGACCUGGAGGGAUGCAAUGGCACCUUAUGUUGCAUCAGUUUCAUCGAGAGGUCCUAACCUUAUCUCCCCAGAUAUCCUCAAGGUAAUAAAGCAUUCAAAGAGUUCAACUGACUUCAUUGUUCAUCAGUAAUCUUUUUUUGAUCAAAUAUCAUUAAAUGAUGUACAGCCUUAUCUCACUGCCCCUGGUGUGGACAUUCUUGUGGCGUGGUCUCCUGUUGCACCACCUUCUAUCUAUCAUGAGGAUACCAGAAGCAUCGAAUUCAAAGUAAUCUCCGGCACAUCCAUGUCUUGUCCUCACGCCGGUGGCGCUGCCUCCUAUGUCAAGGCCACCCACCCUGACUGGUCUCCCGCUGCCAUUAAAUCUGCCCUCAUGACCACAGGUAGGACAUACAUCCUUGCAUAAUGUGAGUAAUAAAAGGGUCAAGUUCAAUUCUCUUACGAACUAUUAAUCCCAUGAUCAACAAGAGCUUAUGUCAUGGAUCCAAGGAAGCAUGAAAACCUUGAAUUUGCUUAUGGGUCCGGUCAUAUUAAUCCAUCGAAAGCAGUAGAUUCUGGUCUUGUGUACGAUGCAAAUGAGACAGACAACAUAAACUUCCUUUGCAAGCAGGGUUACAACACCCCGACGCUAAGACUCAUCACUGGCGACAAAAGCAGUUGCAGCAGCCCAAUGCCAGGAAAAGCUCAGGAUCUUAACUAUCCUUCCUAGCUCCUUCUCCCUGGCCAUAGAAGAUGGUGGGGUAAUAUAUGGUAUGGUGUCUUCAGGACAGUCACCAAUGUAGGCUCACCAUCAGUUUACAUGGUCACCAGUUACUUACCUCAUGCUAUUAGAGUUACGGAGCCGCCUGUCUUGUCAUUCUCCUCCAUUGGAGAGAAGAAAUCAUUCACAGUGAAAGUGUCUGGUCCAAAGAUAAUGCAGCAACCGAUCAUAUCUGGUGCUAUCUUGUGGAAAGAUGGGGUUCACGUGGUGACAAGUCCACUAGUGGUCUAUAACAUUCUGCCUAGUAAACGUUAUCAUUCAUUCUCUAUGCAGCAGUUGAAAACAACCAUCGUAGGUUCUUCUGUGUACAACAAGAACGGAAUUCUUGGACGCAACUGAAUCUGAUCCAAGAAACUUUAUUGGACUUUCAAUGAGUAUUUGCAGAGUUGAAAUAAAACAAUAUCACAGGCAAAAUUUAUUCUUCAAAGUUAAAAAAAAAUAAAAAAUAAAUGCUGUC